Molecule: messenger RNA, 726 nt
Organism: Pochonia chlamydosporia 170
Lineage: Eukaryota; Fungi; Ascomycota; Sordariomycetes; Hypocreales; Clavicipitaceae
Exons: 2
Coding region: 1-726 (241 amino acids)
Source: RefSeq, a predicted model, not a curated record
AUGCAGCCGAUUUUAGGUGAGAUUUUUGUAUUGAUUAUUUGGGUUCUGACCCCCGAACAAUUGCCUCAAGUGCAAUUCUUCUGCCCAUCCCACUAUGCUGAUAUCGUUUCUAUUCCUUCCCAUCCCGAAGAUAUGCCAAGUGAAUCUCUAGCGUACAUCCGUUUCAUCUAUUAUACAGGUAGUCGGUCGGUCGUCCAGCGCCCAUUGAUUGUUGCGCUUCAACUCCAUGAUACAUUGGGUGUCUCAACGUCCAUCAAUUACUGGGGCUAUUGGCGACACCUACGGAGGCAGAAGCAGCUCGCCCCAAGGGCUGGCAAGGAAAGUAACGGCAGCCUAGAAAUUGUUAGAAAGCUACACCAUACACCAUGGCAAGGCGCAACCAAACUCACGCCAAACAUGGCAAUGCUGCGGACGACGGCGGCGUUGUCAGGAGAAGUCAAGGUGUCGUAUGUGGAGGCGAAAACGCCCUUGGGGGCACGGCGGGAUGAAGCCUUUUCGACGAGGACUCUCUUGGGGGCAGGCAUUUUGUGCGGGUGCUUUCGAUGCGAUUAUGUGUCGGCUAAGAUUGUGUUGUGGAUGUCGGCUCGAUGUCGUGAUGAUUCAACAUUCAAUUCAAGCUUGUUCAAAAAUUUCGGCUGUUGGAUGCAUCAGAGUGACUGGGGUGGGAAAGCUGUGUCGGGUAGACCCACUUGCCAUCACAUGAUUGGCGUCAUCUCAUUUGGUUGA